This is a messenger RNA of Cucurbita moschata (crookneck pumpkin), 3018 nucleotides long. RefSeq names its product mitogen-activated protein kinase kinase kinase 5-like. Gene Ontology annotation, molecular function: ATP binding; protein kinase activity. The transcript is spliced from 11 exons. The record is from RefSeq and is a predicted model, not a curated record. Gene Ontology annotation, biological process: protein phosphorylation. The coding region runs from base 175 to 2214 and encodes 679 amino acids. NCBI's taxonomy places the organism in Eukaryota, Viridiplantae, Streptophyta, Magnoliopsida, Cucurbitales, Cucurbitaceae.
UCGGUUUAAAGAAAAAGCGAAGGAAAAAUUUUUAAAAACUUUUUUUUUUUUCCGGGAAAAAUAAAAAGGAAAAAAGACGGUGGGAAUUUGCGUUUUGCACAUGUGGCCUUAACCGGCGGGCGGCGGCGGCGGCGGCGGUGGCUCCGGCCAAGAAACUUCAACCAGCAUAACUAGAUGCCUUUCUUUCACAAAAGCGCUUCGAAUUCUCGGCUUCAACAGAAAGCACCAGAUUCUGUUUUCUCCGUUGGUCCACCGGAGCCGCUCGCUCAGCGUCGGCUUACCAGGCAGAGGAAGCUCCGGCAUCUUACGGAUCGAGAUAUUCGCUUUGAACAACCUCGAUCGUUUCCUGAUUCUCCCGAUUUAUUGUCAAAAUCUAAAACAGGUCUUGGAGGUUCCGAACGUUGGUCCUCCAUUGCUUUGCCGCAGCCUUUACCUCUGCCAGAGUUCUUUCCGAUUCGAAAUCCAGAGUCAGGUUCUUGGAGUUCUGGACAAGGUCGCGGUGGAUCGCCUUUUGAAACUCCGGUCGGGAAGAGCGCCGAUCACGCAACAGCGAAGAGUAGAAGUUCCGGUAACAAUCAAAGGCGAAUCGCUACAGAUUUAGCCUUGGAAGUUGCUAACGGACAUACAGGAGGAACCCAACCUGUAAAUUUAGGGAAAUCGAAUUUGAUUAAGGAUUUUGUUUUUAGUUGUUUGGAUCAACAUCCAAACAACAAAGCCAGGGGUUCCCCAACUCAUCCGAGUGUUGAAAAGGGUAACCACAAAGUGAAACAGAAGAUUUCGACGUCGAAGAGUGCACCGACGAGCAUCUUUCCGAGUCCUGCCGUUAGCCCGCGAAGAUCAUGUACAGGAGAUCCUUUUGUUUCUGGUUUGACUCGCCAUGAACAUCAGGAAUCUCCUUCCAAUAAUUCUCCCAAAGUACCAUCCCUUAAAACUCCAAAUAGUUCUCAACCUUCUCCUCUGCAAAGCCCGGCAGCUCGAAGUUCCGUAAGCAAUCCCAGAUCUUCUAAUGAUACGCCAUUUCCUCUGCAUCAUAAGUUACAAAAGAAUCAUAGUAUAGGUCAUGUCAAUGCCCAUCCAUUGCCUCUUCCUCCUCCAUUAGUAGCCUCGUCACAAUCGUCUCCCCAAUCUCUUCCAUCGAAAGAGAAACCAUACAUUUCAUCUGUGAAAGGUCAAUGGCAAAAGGGAAAGCUUAUUGGACGUGGUACGUUUGGAAGCGUUUAUCUCGCAACAAACAGCGAGACUGGAGCUUUAUGUGCAAUGAAAGAAGUUGACCUCAUUCCUGAUGAUCCUAAAUGUGCUGAAAGUAUAAAGCAACUAGAGCAGGAAAUUAAAGUUCUUAGUCAACUUAAACAUCCAAAUAUUGUACAGUAUUAUGGAAGUGAAAUAAUUGGGGAUCAUUUCUACAUAUAUUUGGAGUAUGUUUUUCCUGGGUCAAUAAAUAAAUUUGUCCGCGAACGUUGUGGAACCAUUACAGAAUCUAUCGUUCGCAACUUCACCCGACAUAUUCUCUCUGGACUCGCUUACUUGCAUAGCACAAAAACGAUCCACAGGGAUAUCAAAGGUGCAAACUUGCUAGUUGAUUCAUCGGGCGUCGUCAAACUUGCAGAUUUCGGGAUGGCGAAACAUCUGACAGGGCAGUACGAUCUUUCGUUGAAGGGUAGUCCGUAUUGGAUGGCUCCGGAGGUCAUAAAGGCUGUUAUGUUGAAAGAUGCCAACCCUGAUCAUGCUUUGGCAGUUGACAUUUGGAGUCUGGGUUGCACCAUAAUUGAAAUGCUGAAUGGAAAACCUCCAUGGAGUGAGUUUGAAGGGCAUCAAGUUAUGUUCAAGGUGUUGAAUAAAGCCCCUCCUAUUCCAGAAAAGCUAUCUCCAGAAGGGAAAGAUUUCCUCCAGUGUUGCUUCCAAAGGAAUCCAGCUGACAGAUCAACAGCAACGAUGCUCCUUGACCAUCCUUUCGUAAGAUCCUCAAUCGACUCAACCGUUUCAGUCCCGACAUCAGCAUUUUCAACGAUGAACCUCGUGGUAUUGAAUCCUCAAGAUCCUGUUCCUCCCAAAGGAGAUCAGGUGCAAAAAUCUCCUGGAACGUCGGCUGCAAAUGGUUAUCUGCCAUGUCGUAGCCCUUCAUCGAACAUUCCGAGCAAUAUUCCUGCCAGUGCCGUUAAUAACCAUCACUUUUCUAUCUCAAGGACUCAUAAAAGGGAAGUACCACACCUCUGAACUACAGUUGUGGAUAUAUUUACAGGCAAAUCCUAGACCCGAGGAGGCUGGCGACAUGAGCUGGGAUAGAGUUCAUCGUUCCCACGCCUCGUUUUAACAACAAAACUCAAUCCUUUUUUCGAACAAACUCUCAUAGGUCUUAGAAACCACCAAACUUGAGGCCUUCCAUCAUUGUUUGAGCAAUUCCCCUGACUUACUUUUUGUACUUAUAGCAAUGGUAUCACACUUGAAAGAUGAUACUAGGAAAAGAGGACAUACACACACAUUCUUUUUGUACACAUUCUAUAAGCAGGAUUAGAUUUGGAUCUGUAUAUAGUUAGGUCGCAUUUGCGCUGGCUCGAUCGCUCGAUCGCUACAAUGAAACUCACAGCGCUGGCUCGUUCAUUAUAUCUCAGUAGACUUCAAUUUCUCCAUUCAGAGAAGAUUAAACACCAUGUCAAGCUCAACCCAUCAGAAAAAACCUCAAGAACAUGGAAGAUCAAAUCUUAUGAGCUUGAAGAGAAAGAUUAGAAAUAUGUUCAAUCAUAUGCCAGAGGCUUCACGUGAGACCGUACUGAGCCAUUUCAGCCAAUGCUACCAUGAAACAGAUACCCAUAAAAUUAUGCUCUGCUGCACUUGUUGUUGUCUUUGUUUAUCUUUCCUCUGCUUAAAUUACAGUGACUUUUUUUUUGAAGUUUUGUAAAGUCUGUAGAUUCUAAGCUCUGUAAAUUGCUCAUUUGGGUCAUUUGACAUAUUUGUUUGUUUAUUACUCUUCAAACACACAAAAAAAGGCACAAUCUGGGAAAGAGAUUGGACUUUUUAACA